Condylura cristata (star-nosed mole) is the source of this 6112-nucleotide messenger RNA. It is a transcript of the gene ANO8, whose product is annotated as anoctamin 8. The record is from RefSeq and is a predicted model, not a curated record. Gene Ontology annotation, biological process: chloride transmembrane transport. The coding region runs from base 546 to 4217 and encodes 1223 amino acids. Gene Ontology annotation, cellular component: plasma membrane. The transcript is spliced from 19 exons. Gene Ontology annotation, molecular function: chloride channel activity. NCBI's taxonomy places the organism in Eukaryota, Metazoa, Chordata, Mammalia, Eulipotyphla, Talpidae.
CCUCUCAGCUUUUUCAUCUGUAAAAGAGGAACGAUGACAUUCGCUGACUGCGCGCUGUCCCAUCUAUCACAGUUGAUUUACUGCUCUGACCAGGCGCACCCUCUCCCAUCUCCUGCCUUAGUUUAUCCCGCCCAUUUUAUUCCAAACCGCGCCUCUGCAGAUGGAGAAACUAAGUCUGCGUGGCCAGCGCUGGGCGGGGACGAGGCCCAGAAUACGGCAAGAGAAAAGUGGAAACUGCAAUUUAGGUGCGGGCAGGGACGAGCACCACAGAGUGAGGUGGGCGGGCGAGAACGAAACCCAGAAAACAACAAGGGCGGAGUGGAGAACUCUAGAGUGACGUGCACAAAGCUAAGGAGAAUCGAGGUUCGGCGCGGGCGGGGACGAGAAGCAGCGCUCUGGCACGCGGGGACGGCGGCCGGCGCGGGCGGGCGCGGCCUUUGUCUCCUCCUCCGGCGCGCUCGGCCGCCGCACCGGCUGCAUGAACCCGCGGCCCCCCACCUCCGGGGCCGCCCGUAGCCCCUGACCUGAUCUGCCCUGCCCUCGCCAUGGCCGAAACCGCCUCCGGCGCGGGGGGCACAUCCCUGGAGGGCGAACGCGGCAAGCGGCCCCCGCCGGAGGGCGAGCCUGCAGCCUCGGCGUCUGGAGUUCUGGAUAAGCUUUUUGGGAAGAGGCUCCUGCAGGCAGGUCGCUACCUGGUGUCCCAUAAGGCAUGGAUGAAGACAGUACCCACGGAGAACUGUGAUGUGCUUAUGACCUUCCCAGACACCACCGAUGACCACACUCUGCUAUGGCUGCUGAACCACAUCCGUGUGGGCAUCCCUGAGCUCAUCGUGCAAGUCCGCCACCACCGCCACACGCGUGCCUACGCCUUCUUCGUCACCGCCACAUAUGAGAGCCUACUCCGAGGGGCCGAUGAAUUGGGUCUACGCAAAGCAGUGAAGGCCGAGUUUGGUGGUGGCACCCGUGGCUUCUCCUGCGAAGAGGAUUUCAUCUACGAAAAUGUGGAAAGUGAGCUGCGCUUCUUCACAUCCCAGGAGCGCCAGAGCAUCAUUCGCUUCUGGCUGCAGAACUUGAGAGCCAAGCAGGGCGAGGCACUGCAUAAUGUGCGCUUUUUGGAGGACCAGCCAAUCAUCCCUGAGCUGGCAGCCCGUGGGAUCAUCCAGCAGGUGUUCCCAGUCCAUGAACAGCGUAUCCUGAACCGCCUCAUGAAGUCAUGGGUGCAAGCCGUGUGUGAAAACCAGCCCCUGGAUGAGAUUUGUGAUUACUUUGGUGUCAAGAUUGCCAUGUACUUUGCCUGGCUGGGUUUCUACACUUCGGCAAUGGUGUACCCAGCUGUCUUCGGCUCAGUCCUGUACACAUUCACCGAGGCUGAUCAGACAAGCCGGGAUGUAUCCUGUGUGGUCUUUGCUCUCUUCAACGUGGUCUGGUCAACACUGUUCCUGGAAGAAUGGAAAAGAAGGGGAGCAGAGCUAGCCUACAAAUGGGGGACUCUGGACUCACCUGGGGAAGCUGUGGAGGAGCCACGACCCCAGUUCAGGGGCGUUCGGCGUAUCAGCCCUGUGACCCGGGCCGAGGAGUUCUACUACCCACCGUGGAAGCGGCUGCUCUUCCAGCUUCUUGUGAGCCUCCCCUUGUGUCUCAGCUGCCUGGCCUGUGUCUUCCUUCUCAUGCUGGGCUGCUUCCAAUUGCAGGAGCUCGUGCUGAGUGUGAAGGGGCUGCCUCGUCUCAUCCGAUUCCUUCCCAAGGUUGUGCUGGCCCUGCUGGUCAGCAUAAGUGCUGAGGGCUACAAGAAGCUCGCCAUCUGGCUCAAUGACAUGGAGAAUUACCGGCUGGAGAGCGCCUAUGAGAAGCACCUCAUCAUCAAGGUUGUCCUGUUCCAGUUUGUCAACUCGUACCUGAGCCUCUUCUACAUUGGCUUCUACCUCAAGGAUAUGGAGCGUCUGAAAGAGAUGCUGGCCACACUGCUGAUCACUCGCCAGUUCCUCCAGAACGUGCGCGAGGUCCUGCAGCCACACCUGUACCGGCGCCUGGGCCGAGGCGAGUUUGGCCUGCAGGCCGCCUGGGAGCUGGCCCAAGCCCUGCUCAGCCUGCUGAGCCUCCGGCGCCCUGCACCUCACCGCCUCGAACCCCAGGCAGAAGAGGGAUGCAGUGGUGGGGGAGGCCGCAGGUGUCUCAGCGGGGGCUGUGGGGCUCCUGAGGAGGAAGAGGAGGCCACGGUGGAGCGACAGCCGGUGGGCGAAGGGGGGGAGGUGGGAGAUGGGCCAAGGGGGGGCAAGGAGGAGGAGGAGGAGGAAGAGGAGGAAGAGGACGAGGAGGACGAGGAGGAGGAGGAGGGCGAGGAGGGUGGCCUCCUGGACUGUGGGCUCCGUCUGAAGAAGGUCAGCUUUGCUGAGCGGGGAGCUAGGCGGCAGCGGCCUGGCCCAAACCCCGAGGCACUCCUGGAGGAGGGGAGCCCCACCAUGGUGGAAAAGGGGUUGGAGCCAGGAGUGUUCACACUAGCCGAGGAGGAGGAUGAUGAGGCCGAGGGGGCUCCUGGCAGCCCUGAGCCAGAGCCGCCCGCUGUCCUGCUCCGCCGAGCUGGGGGUGAGGGCCGAGACCAGGGGCCUGAUGGGGGCCCAGAGCCAGAGCCAGGCUCAGGGGACUCUGCUCGGAGGCAGCGGCGACAGAACCGGGCAUCUUGGAUCGACCCACCGGAGGAGGACCAUUCACCUCAGCUUACCCAGGCUGAGCUGGAGAGUUGUAUGAAGAAGUAUGAGGACACGUUCCAGGACUACCAGGAGAUGUUUGUUCAGUUUGGCUACGUCGUGCUCUUCUCAUCUGCCUUUCCACUGGCUGCACUCUGUGCUCUGGUCAACAAUCUCAUUGAGAUCCGCAGUGACGCUCUUAAGCUCUGCACAGGGCUGCAGCGGCCUUUUGGGCAGCGGGUGGAAAGCAUCGGCCAGUGGCAGAAAGUGAUGGAGGCCAUGGGUGUCCUGGCCAUCGUGGUCAACUGCUACCUGAUUGGCCAGUGUGGACAGCUGCAGCGUCUCUUCCCUUGGCUCAGCCCUGAGGCAGCCAUCGUGUCUGUGGUGGUGCUGGAGCACUUCGCUCUGCUCCUCAAGUACCUCAUCCAUGUGGCCAUUCCUGACAUCCCGGGCUGGGUGGCCGAGGAGAUGGCCAAGCUUGAGUACCAACGCCGGGAGGCCUUCAAGAGACAUGAGCGCCAGGCCCAGCACCGCUUCCAACAGCAGCAGCGGCGGCGGCGGGAGGAGGAGGAGCGCCAGCGGCACGCGGAGCAUCACGCGCGGCGGGAACGGGACGCCAGUGGCCGGGAAGAGUCCAGAGCCGAGGGCUCUGGACUGGACCCUGCUGCCCCUGAGAAGGCCUCAGCCAAGGCCAAGGGCAGUGGGGCAGGUGGCCACGGGUCAGAGCGGCCCAAGCGCCCAGGGUCCCUGCUGGCACCCAACAACGUCAUGAAGCUGAAGCAGAUCAUCCCACUGCAGGGCAAGUUCCUGUCAUCAGGGACUGCCUCCUCGCUAGCUAAUGUGGGGACCAGCCUCACCACACGGCCGCCGCCUGCCCAGUCGCCUACCGGCAGCGACACCCGCCUGCCGGCCUUCCUCAGCUUCAAGUUCCUCAAGUCACCUGAGACCAGGCGGGACCCUGAGCGCAGCCACUCCCCACCCAAGGCCUUCCACGCUGGCAAGCUCUUCCCCUUCGGUGGGGCCCGGGCUGAGGCCGGGUCCAACGGGGCGGGAGGGCAGGCCCGGCCGGAUGGGACCCCUGGCAGUGGCAGCAGCCGGGUUCAGCGGAGUGGGCCGGCAGACGAGGCGGCGGCUGAGGAGCCAGAUGCCCCCCGGCCUGAAGAGGAAGGCUCAGGGACAGCACUGGCCCCAGUGGGCACCCCCACCCUCUGCACCCGCCGUAGCCGGAGCCCCGCGCCACCGCCAUCACCAACGCUGCUGCCCAGGCCCCCGACGCCGCCUGCUGGCUGCUGGCAGUGGGAUGGGCCAUGGGGCUGUGGGGGCGAGGGUGCUGCCCCCCGCCAAGCCCCCACCGAUGCUGCCGAGUGCCCGCCUUGUGCCCUGGCUGGGCCCCCGCCUGCCCUCCAGCCCCUGCCAGGGGACGCCAGCUUCUACAGCCUUCCACCCCCAGUGCUGCCAUCCACCUCUGAGCCCCCUACACCCUCACCCAGCCCCAGCCCCCAGGCUGUGUGCUGGCCUACUGGCUGGCAUUAGCCUCCUCCCACUCCAACCCUCGCCCCCACUCUCUGUUCUGCUCUCAUAUGCAAUACUGACAUGGCAGCAGCCACCACCCAGAAAAUCUACUUGGGCCCCAGUAUUGGUGACCCCAUCCUGGGGCAAGGGCCUGGGGGAGCCGCCCCCAUCUGCCGUUUACCUUUCAACCAGGAUGGGGGAAACAAACAGAAACCCAAAAACCCAACAAAAUACACAAACACAGAAUAGGCGGUUAUUUAUUUGUUUUUAAUUUAUUUUGUCAUAUUUUUGUAAAACGGCAGAAAUGCAAUAAAAAGUAUAUUUCAACAGUGCCAGAAGAUGGAACAGUGGAAGGGGUAUCAGGGGGCCUGGGUGACUUGAAGUUGGCACUGGGGGUACCCCUCCCAUUCUGUGACCCUUGGGGGCCUCCUCCUAAAAACUGGGUCUUGAGGCCACAGAUGGAAAACUCCAGACUGGCCGCUUCCAAGUCAGCUCAAAUUUGGGGGCUGACUCCAGACCCCCCAGGAGGAGUUGCAGGGCAUCAGGCCCUUCCUUCAGGCUCCUAGACAGAAAAAAAGUCUCAAUGUACUAAAAGGACUCAGCAGUUUGGGAGUCGGGCCUGGGCCCUGAGCCAGCCUCAGCCCUGCAGGAGUGGGGCUAUUCUCUUGGCCAUACUUGGCUGGCAUAACCACUGCCAGGACUGCCAUCUAGAACCAGGGGGUAAUAGAAAGAGACUGGAGUGUGAUCACUGGAAGGCAUCUGGCACCCAGGUCACUGCAUUGAGGAUAUGGCACCUUCAGGGGUCCCUGGGUGACAUUAGCAAGUGGCCAGUGUGCCCCACUGUAGGUCAUGCCGAGUCCCUGGGGCUCUGCCAUGUGAUCAGGGAAGACGUCACCUCAUACAUGUCCAACAGGGCCCUGCCCAAAGGUGGAGGAGCCCAAGGAGAGCCACUGAAAAGAAGCGACACUUUGGGGGGACUGUGAGACAUCAGGGUUCACUGAAGGCAGGAGAGCAGCCUGUGCAAAGGCACAGAGGUGUGGGAAGGCAGAGUUUGGUGCGUGGGGAAGCAGAGAGGGUGGGGGCCCAAAGGCAGAACUGGGGAGGUCAGCUGAGGGGCCUGCACAGCCAGGGAACCCCCACCUAUGCCAGAAAUAGCAGUGGCAGGAGCUGUAUAUAGUCUAACGCCCCAAGGGGAACUGGGGCAGAUGGGCAGGGUGCUGCCUGCUCCAGCUGCCUUCUGGCCUCUAAGUCCCCACUUACCCAGUCACUAACAAAGGGACUAACCACCUGCCCACCCAGGUGCUCAGACCAGCCUCUGACUAGGAAUUCCAUACCAAAGUGAGGAAAAGCCCCGAGCUAGGAGGUAAAGCCUCCUACUAUACAGCUAGGCAGCCAGCCCUGGAACCUUCGCCAGGGUGGUGUUGGGCACCCUUCCUCCAAGGCCUGAUGUGUCCUCUAGCUCGUUGGUCCAACCUUUCACCAUUCAAGGCCCUGGCACUCAGCUCCAACCCUGAGGCCCCAUUUGGGACCGGUGAGGGGAGCAGUGGCCUUCCCCUACAGCUUGGGCCCUGUGGUCAGAGCCCUGUACCCACUGUGCAGAACCCAAACACCCUCUAUGGCCCUGAGCUCAACUCCAAAUCCAGCCCAGCUGGAAGCCCUCAUGGUCGUGGAACUCGCAGGCUACCGUCACCCAGGCAUCCAUGUGCCUGCGGUCUGUGCCUGAGGCCGUCUCCACUGCAGCCGGCAGGUGUCCCGGAGUGCAGUCCACCACAGUUCCACCCCGGGCAGCUUGACUGUCUCUUGGGGGCAUCCUGAUCCUCGGAGACACCUUGACAGGUGAAGCAGGGGGCGGCUCCAGAUAGGUGUGAGUGAAGCAAUCACAGCAGACCCAUGAGAGACUCCAGCUGGUCCCAGGG